GGCCUCCCGCCUUCAAGGAGGGGGAACCGGGCCCGGGGGAGGGCGGAGAGUCCGGGCUGCGGAAUGUGACAAAGUGAAGGAAGGGACUGAGACCGGAGCUGCUGGGUGGUGAAAGGCGCCGUCUUUUUUUUCGGCUUCAGUGGUUCUUUCUGUCCAUACGCCGGAGCUUCUUCUCCUUAGUAACUUUUUAAAAAGCCAGAUUGCUUACAUUUCAACAAAGAUUGAAUGUCCAUCUUACACCGGGCUGUGCUCCACUCUGGGGACAGAGCAGCGUAGGAAAACUUCGAUAUGCCAACAACAGCAAUUACAAAAAUGACGUCAUGAUCAGAAAAGAGGCAUAUGUACAUAAAAGUGUAAUGGAAGAAUUAAAGAGAAUUAUUGAUGACAGCGAAAUCACCAAAGAAGAUGAUGCUCUGUGGCCCCCUCCUGACCGAGUAGGCCGGCAAGAGCUUGAAAUCGUCAUUGGUGAUGAACACAUUUCUUUUACAACAUCAAAAAUUGGUUCCCUUAUUGAUGUCAACCAGUCUAAGGAUCCAGAAGGCUUACGAGUGUUUUAUUAUCUUGUCCAGGACCUGAAGUGUUUAGUCUUUAGUCUUAUUGGAUUACACUUCAAGAUUAAACCAAUCUAGAUUGGAUAUUGUGGACAUGAGGGGGGUGGGAGUUUUUGGUUACCAUAAUUAGGAAUUUUUUCUGUAUAUUGGGGCAAUUUUUAUAAACAGUAAAUGAUGGUCUUUAAUAAAUUGAUAACAUCUA
Molecule: messenger RNA, 753 nt
Organism: Mesocricetus auratus (golden hamster)
Lineage: Eukaryota; Metazoa; Chordata; Mammalia; Rodentia; Cricetidae
Gene: Magoh
Product: mago homolog, exon junction complex subunit
Exons: 5
Coding region: 321-629 (102 amino acids)
Biological process (GO): RNA splicing
Cellular component (GO): exon-exon junction complex; nucleus; catalytic step 2 spliceosome
Source: RefSeq, a predicted model, not a curated record